UCAGAAGUACCAAAUCCUUCUAUUCUCGAAAUAUCUGAUCUACCUAAGUUGGUUGAUUUCCUUUAUAUUCAGUCUGAAGUACUGAAUCCUUCUGUGCCCAAAAUGUCUAAUCCACCUGAGACGGUUAAUUCCCUUCAUAAGUAUAAAACAGAGCCUGGGCAAGCCCAGAAGUUUUUAGAAUAUGAUGAUGAAGCAGGGUUUAAUCUUAUCUGGUUCUUUGAAAAUUUAGAUAAGGGAACAUUUAAUGAACAUAAAGACAGCUGGGUAUUGAUAUAUAAUCAAGAAGUUAAGAGAUAUGGACCAGAAUAUACAGAAAAGGAGUUAAAUGAUCUUGAACAUGAAAUGCCAGGUGCAAUAUACUUACCAAUAGAUAAAAAACGACGUGAAGAUCUUGUGAAG
Racocetra fulgida is the source of this 399-nucleotide messenger RNA. Lineage: Eukaryota; Fungi; Glomeromycota; Glomeromycetes; Diversisporales; Gigasporaceae. The record is from the annotation of a GenBank genome assembly.